AUACUGGUAGAGAGGAAAUUCUGAGCACUGGUCUCUUGACUGUGCUAGUGCACAACCACUCCCAAAAGCAAGGAGGGUGAGGUUGGCAUGAUUGUUCCCAUGGAAUUAAUGUAGUUUUUAUCUGGGUGUUGAGUGGAGAAUCAGAGGAAAGCAACAAGAGAGAAACAGCAAUUGUCUCUAGCAAAACUGCCCUGCCCAUCACAGGACUGGCGCUUUUCUUCUUCCUGUGCUCAAUUAACGAGCUGGAGAAACGAGUCCCAGCUCUGGAGUUUCUGUUUCAGGGAAUCUCCCCGAGAGGGAUGCGCAGAGGGCAAGAUUGGUUUCAGAGGUGGCAUUACAUGGGCUCAGAGAUAAUCCACAGGCUUUGAGGAGAACAUGUGAAACUGUGUCACAAAAGCUUUCCCACAACUUGACAUAAAAGACCCGGAGCUCAACAGCUGCUGCUCUGUGCCGAGAGAAGGGAGCCCAUUCAGGGCAGCACAAUAGGGAUGGAAAAGCAGAGCCUGGAAGAGGUCACUGAAGCCUUACCUGGUGCACCAAUAAUGAGCUGCAGAGUGAGAGAGAAAUGUGCCCCUGUGCUCUGGGUGUGUGUGUUCACAUUAAAGGCUGUGUGUGACCACACACACACAUUGAUGCAAAGGUGAACACACCUAUACAUACAUUAAUGUGAAUACAACUGGUGUUUAUUUACUACAGUAAGAGCUCCACGAACAUAAGCCCUGACACUACUUGAUGGAUAAAUUGCUGGCAGAUCUGGUUCAAGAUUUCCAGCAGGAAUCCCUGGCUGUGUUUUUAUCAGAGACUGUCAGCUCUCCCAGCUGCAGGCACCUCCUGAGCACAGGCUGUGCAUCAAACACAGCAACUGGCCCAGGGGAAAAUAAUGAGGAAUCAGGAAUUCGAUGUCUAAUAAGUUUAUGAGGAUAUAAAUCUCUUCUGAACUCAACUUUCCUUUAGUUUAUAGACUAAAUGAAAAAAGUUAGAGCAAAAUGUAUUUUGGGGAGCAAGUAAGAAGCAGCACGCGAUACUGAACUGAUCCUGAAACAAUCCCAAGACGCUUCUCCACAAGUAAAUCGUCUUGCAGGUAUUUGGAAAGACAAACAUAAAGUUCUAAUGACUUGGCUUUAGAGUUUUCUAAAGGGUUGCAUAAGUACUGAGGGAAAGGAACAAGGAUCAAACCAGAAAAUGUUUUCAAUAAUUGCGCGUUCUUAAAAUUAAAUGUUUUUAUUUGCGGUGAGUCAAAGGGGGAAAGCCGUUUUCUGCUUCCCACGAGCAAAGCUGGUGCCAGAGGCGCCUGUGGAAACCAGCCUUUGAGGGAGCACACACUCCCCACCUGCUCAUCUGGGAGAAGGUCAUUAUCCGCGAGCUAUUCACCGCCACUGGAGCAUGCAAGAAUAGCUGCUUCUCCCAUUGUGCUGCCCCCGGCCCGGAUUGGCUGGCGAGUGUGGGAAACGCCACCGAGCCGCAGACUCACACACUCGCCCCGAGCUCGGACAGUAUAAAUAUCCGCACAGGCAGCUUCCAGCAACACGUUUCUCCUGGAUUCCACUCCAAGACCUCUCUGCUCAGGACAGAUGGCUCCCAGCACCGUUUUCUUGGAGCCCGACAACCUGCUGACACCAAAGGAGAAAAACAAACUGAGGAAGCCGGUGGUGGAGAAAAUGCGCCGGGACCGGAUUAACAGCAGCAUCGAGCAGCUGAAACUGCUCCUGGAGAAGGAGUUCCAGAGGCACCAGCCCAACUCCAAGCUGGAGAAAGCCGACAUCCUGGAGAUGACUGUCAGCUACCUGAAGCAGCAGAGCCAGCUGCAGAUGAAGACUGCAGGAUCCUUCCAUAAAAGCUCCCAGUUUGACUACAGAGAGGGCUACUCCAGGUGUUUGCAAGAAGCAUUCUAUUUCCUCUCUCUCCACAAAGUCCGAACUGAAACACAGACCAAACUUUUAAGCCACUUCCAGAAGAGCCAGUCAGUUGCUCCAGAGGUGUCCUUCUCCCCUGGGAACACCAGUGCCCUGAAACAAGUGUCUCCAAAGGCCAGCAGCCCUCUCUGGAGGCCCUGGUAAUCGGGGGAGUCCUCACUGCAAGGACCUGUGACAGUCCAGAGGAGGGAUCUGACUGCAUCUGAUAGUCCAGCUCUGAUCCUCUCUCCUGUAGGGAAUUUUAUUUCCCCCCGUAUUUUAUUUAUGUAUGAGAGAUUGCCUUGCUUUUGACCUUUUUGGGAAUCUCUGGCAAAAGUUGAGGUGUUCUGUUUAGUGUUGAAGCUGUGUAAGCACUGGUGCAGUGCUGCCCGGGCAGGGGCAACGUCUUCAGAAUGAAGGAGGGUGUUUGUAAAUGUUACAGUUUUGAUGGAAUUGCUGUAGGAGAUUUUCUCUAAUAUUCCCAGUAAGAGCCAUCAGCUUUGCUCUGGCUUGACUGACAACUCUGGUUGGCUCAGUCACUCUGGAGGAUAAAUUUAUUCCCUUUGGUUCAUGAACACUUGGUUAAAAUAUUACCCUCUAUUUGCUUAUCAGUUGUGCAGCAUCAAAAACGGGUUUGGUUUUGGUUUGGAUUUCUCUCCCAUGGCCCUUUCAUAGUCCUGUAUAUACAGUGUGAGGGAUGACCAGGAGUUAGGAAACUAUGUGGAAUAUUUCUACUAUUUGAUGCUUUUUUCAAUUUAGAAAAAGAGUAUGUUACUGCUUUAUGUUAAAGAAAAGUAGUAGGUAACAGGCUUGAUUUGUCAAUGUUAUACAUUUUGGGUGUAAGCUAUGCUUUUUUAGCAUUUUCAUUAUAAUAAUGAUUUUUUAUCUGUAUUGAGUGAUUGAAUUCCUGGUGGAUGGUGUUUCUCCCAGUGCUGGGACUGCCCUAUGGCUCACCUGCAUACUGUGUAUGCGACUGUGUGUGUAGAGAGCAAUAAAAUGCAUUUGUGUGC
This is a messenger RNA of Oenanthe melanoleuca, 2902 nucleotides long. RefSeq names its product transcription factor HES-5-like. Lineage: Eukaryota; Metazoa; Chordata; Aves; Passeriformes; Muscicapidae. The record is from RefSeq and is a predicted model, not a curated record. Gene Ontology annotation, cellular component: nucleus. Gene Ontology annotation, biological process: regulation of neurogenesis; anterior/posterior pattern specification; regulation of transcription by RNA polymerase II. Bases 1572 to 2057 code for a protein of 161 amino acids. The transcript is spliced from 4 exons. Gene Ontology annotation, molecular function: RNA polymerase II cis-regulatory region sequence-specific DNA binding; protein dimerization activity; DNA-binding transcription factor activity, RNA polymerase II-specific.